This is a messenger RNA of Sebastes umbrosus (honeycomb rockfish), 1208 nucleotides long. RefSeq names its product actin-related protein 2/3 complex subunit 5-like. The transcript is spliced from 4 exons. Gene Ontology annotation, cellular component: actin cytoskeleton; Arp2/3 protein complex; cytoplasm. The coding region runs from base 155 to 604 and encodes 149 amino acids. The record is from RefSeq and is a predicted model, not a curated record. Lineage: Eukaryota; Metazoa; Chordata; Actinopteri; Perciformes; Sebastidae. Gene Ontology annotation, biological process: regulation of actin filament polymerization; Arp2/3 complex-mediated actin nucleation; cell migration. Gene Ontology annotation, molecular function: actin filament binding.
AGGCGGAAGUGAAGAAGUGAGUUAGUGACUGUAAUGAACUGGACCCACCGGACCGGACCGGACCGGUACUGCUGCUAGUAGCUCUCUGCUGACCACUACGCUCCUUGUUGUUGUUUUGUUUUCGCGUUGAACAAUCUUUACUCUCGUGUCCAACAUGUCUAAAACUACCAUUUCCGACCGGUUUAGAAAAGUCGACGUAGAUGAAUACGACGAGAACAAGUUUGUGGACGAAGAAGACGGAGCAGAGAACCAGGGAGGUCCGGACGAAGCGGAAGUAGAAGCUCUGCUCAGACAGGGGAACAUGAAUGAUGCUCUCCACGCCGUGCUCAAGAAUCCUCCAAUCAACAAGAACCACAGCGCCAAGGAGCGAGUGGAGCAGCUUGUGGUCACUGUGCUGAGCAGUUUUAAGAGCAGUGACAUAGAGAAGGCGGUGGGCUCGCUGGACAAAGCUGGAGUGGACCUGCUGAUGAAAUACAUCUACAGAGGCUUCGAGAGCCCGUCUGACAACAGCAGCGCUGUGCUGCUGCAGUGGCACGAAAAGGCUCUGGCAGUGGGAGGUGUGGGCUCUAUAGUUCGAGUUCUGACUGCCAGGAAGACCGUGUGAUCCUCCCAGAACCCACAGAGUCCAUCUGUGAGCCGACGUUAGACAGUAAUGUGGCCGAACACUACAACACCGGAGCUGACUGCAGCUUCCUGUGUUUGGACUUGAUUCCCGUUUCUUUUUCUACUGAAGAUGAGCGCCCUCCUCGUGCACUUCUUCCAUCUGGUUUCUUUUUCUGCAUUCACUAUUUUCAGUCCCACCUCUGGAACCUGACGUGCUGUCAGUCAGUCAGUCAGGCAGGCAGGCAGGGAGGUGUGUAUGUGUGUGUGUGUGUGUGUGUGUGUGUGUGUGUGUGUGAGAGAAUACCUUUCUAACUGCCUCAGUGCUGCUCUGAAGCCUCUCCAGGCCGAGGAGUGGAACAGAUAGUUCUCAGAUGGAGCGCCACAGACCGGUCACCUGUCCACGGUGUUUCCCUGCCUUUUACCCAGUGCAUGCUGGGAUUGGACUUAUUUUUUUUUUUUUCCUUAUCAUUCUAACUUUGUGAACAUCUUUGUUUGUUGACCAUUUUUUUCUACUUCCACCACAUCGUUGUGUGUAGCCUGGCUUUCAGGUUCUACUGUUUUUAUAUCUGAAAAAAUAAGCAACAAAAUAAAGAACUACAGCUGGA